This is a messenger RNA of Phoenix dactylifera (date palm), 1653 nucleotides long. RefSeq names its product scarecrow-like protein 15. The record is from RefSeq and is a predicted model, not a curated record. Lineage: Eukaryota; Viridiplantae; Streptophyta; Magnoliopsida; Arecales; Arecaceae.
AUGAAGCCCUCCAAAGUCCUCACAGACUCAACCCAAAACCAAACGACUCUCCAAUGCUCUCUCCCUCACAAACCUCUCGACUCCUCCCCAAACUCCAACUCCCACUUCCCCACUAACCUUUCCUACGAGCCUACUUCUGUUCUUGAUCCCCACCUCACCUCCAGCCCUGCCGCCGCCGCCGCCGCCGCCGGCCCCGACCUCGCUCACCUUCCCUGGGACUCCAACAACCACCAGCACCACCACCUCCUCCCUCCGUCUCCCCAGCCGGCAACCUUCGAGGAGUGGGACCCCGUCGCCAGCUGGCUCCUCUCCGAAAAAGACGACCUCUCUCCCUUCCCGAAAGCUCCCCACCACCCCCAAUUCCACUUCUCCGAGGACGACAACCCGUCGAAUGCUUCGUUGUUCGACGGCCCCUUCGACCUCCCCGACCCUUUCGAUCCUCUCCCUCGUUUCUCCGACACGGCCGUCGCCGUCGUUUCCCCGCCGCCGGCCUUCGACCGGACCCACCUUGAAUUGCUCUCCCGAGCCGCCCUCUCCAUCGAAUCGGGCGAUUUCCCGACGGCCGACACGAUAUUGGCGCGGCUCAAUCAGUACCUCCCCGUCUCCGCCUUUUCCCCCCUCCACAGAGCCGCCUUUCACUUCAAGGAGGCACUUUUGGCCCUCCUUCCCCUCGCGGACCGCCCCGCCGCCGAGCCCCCACUCUCCGCCGUCGAGAUCGUCCGCCGGAUCAGCGCCCACAAGGCCUUCUCUGAUCUCUCCCUUUUCCCCCAGUUCGCCAGCUUCACCGCCAACCAGAUCCUCCUCGACGCCCUCGAUGCCGCCGCUGGCGGCGGAGGACAUAGCUCCGUCCACCUUAUCGACUUCGAGAUCGGGCUCGGGGGGCAGUGGUCAUCCUUCGCCCAGGAGGUCGCCUCCCGGAGCCGCGCCGCCCGCGCACCCCCGCCGGGGCUCCGGAUCACCGCCGUCGUCCCGGAGGAGACCGGCGAGACCGCCCUCGCUGCCGAGAACCUCCGCGACUUCGCCCGCGGCCUCGGCCUCCGCCUCACCGUUGACUUCGUCCUCGUCGGCGGCCUCGGCACCCUCGCCCUCAGCGGCAUCCGCUUCGCCCCCGGCGAGCCCGUCGCCGUGGUGCUCACCCCGGCCAUCUUCCGCGUCCUCGGUGCCGCCCCCGAGUCCUCCGCCGCCCUCCUCCGCUUCGUCCGCCGUGCGUCCCCGCGGGUCGUCGUCUUCGUCGACACCGAGUGGAUCUGCUUCGACGACGGGGCGGGGUAUCCGCCGUCGCUGCAGCGGACCGUGGUGGCGGGGAUCGAGCACUACGCGGCGGUGUUGGAGUCGAUGGAGGCGGCGGCGGCGGUGUCGGGGGCGGCCGGACCGGUGGAGGACGUGGUUCGGCGGGUCGAGCGGACCGUGGUCCGUCCCAGGAUUUUCUCGGCGGUAGGAUCGUGGAGGUCGGGCUGGGGCGGGGCGUGGAGAGAGGCGUUCGCGGGGGCGGGGAUGGCGCCGGUUGUGUUCAGCGAGUUCGCCCAGUCGCAGGCCGAGUGGCUGGUCCGGAGGGCCCCAGUGGACGGCUACCGCGUGGCGAGAAGAGAGGCUUCCAUGGUGCUGAGCUGGCGGGGGAGGGGGCUGGCCUCCACGUCAGCCUGGAGGUGCUGA